This is a messenger RNA of Prorocentrum cordatum, 504 nucleotides long. NCBI's taxonomy places the organism in Eukaryota, Dinophyceae, Prorocentrales, Prorocentraceae. The record is from the annotation of a GenBank genome assembly.
AUGACCGACGCGAUUUCAAGUGCGCCGCCUGUGCCGGAGACGCCAGGUACUCCAGUGAGUUGGGUGCAGCUCCAGUCGCCGGCGCCCAGAGCAGCUGCGCCUUCUGGACCAAUUAUGCUGUCCACCCCGCCGUCGGCAACGUCUCCGGGCACGCCGCCGCCGCCGAUCGCGCUGUCGGCAGUCCCUGCGGAGGCAGCGGGCCAGGUCAUCCCGGGCGGGGCGCGCGUCGCACCGCAGGCGAUGACUCCAGCUACCAGAGUGGCCAGAGGCGGCAGGUUCAAGGUGCUGUCGCGCGGGCGUGACGGCGGGCGCCCGCUCAACUGGGCGGCGCUGCUGCCGCAGCUGGCGCUCUCCGGGGGUGGGUGCUACCUCUUCUUCUGCACGGGCGUCAUCCAGGCGCUGACGGCGGCCGUGGAAGGGAGGCCUGCGCUCGAGGUGUCGCUGUUCUGCGCGCUGGCCCUCGUGCCCGCCACGGCCGCGCGGCUGCGCAUCGUGUCGCGGAUC